UUGCUCUUAAAAAUUGACAAAAUUUACAAGUCUCUGUUAAACUAGUGACGUCAUUUGUGGCUAGAUCAUUCAAAAUCAAGAAACGAACGAGAUACCGCGUUCGCUUUUAGCCAUACUAGAUUCCUUUAGGUCGUCGAUAACAACAAGCGAACCCACCCACAGAUACAACCCACUGAGUUUCUCGCCGAAUCUUCUCAGGAGGUCGCAUCCGGUGGUAGAUUCCACGAAGCACUGCUAUCGCUAGAGCCAGUGUUAGCAAAUUCUCUCAGGUCGAGCCCGUGAGCUCACCUACCGGUCCGGGCUUAGCUGGAAUACCCUUUUAGACUACUAGCAAAUAGAUUGUGAAAAAAUAUAUCAUCAUCAUCAGCCCACAAUUUUUAGGAACUAUGUCGAACUACGUCUUUAAGCCGUUUCACGAGACAUACAGGAUAAUUACGUUCACAAUGAUAGCGGCGAUGAUUUACCCGAAUCCGGCCACUGAGAAAAGAAGACUUAUAUACAUUGGGCUGAUGCUUCUGAGCGUGAUCCCGCUAGCGUUUAUGAUCGUCACGGAAAUGUACGAGUUCUUCAUGGCGAGCGACCUCAACAACACAAUACGACACAGCACGGUCAUAGGACCGUUCAUAGGAGGAUUCGUUAAGGUGGCACUAAUGUACUACAAACGAAGACAGGCCAAUGAACUAGUCUCCGAAAUAAACCGCGACCAUCUUGCUUACAACGUUCUGAAAGGAGAGGACAGAGAAAUCGCGGCGUCCAGCAUCAGAAACUGUCAGAUAUACUGCGAGUUGGGCUGGACGCUAAUAGUUAUGAGUUGCGGCCUGUCCUUCCCGGUCAUUGCGAUUCUAUUGAACAUUCACAGUUUCACUUUUAAAUUAGACUCCACGAAGCAUAUGAUACAUGAUAUAAACAAUCCCUUCACCGACGACCCGGAAGACAGAUUUGAGUCACCAUUCUUCGAGAUAAUGUUCGUUUAUACGUUUUUCUCCUCGUUCAUAUACAUCAUCAAUUACGUGGGAUACGAUGGCUUCUUUGGACUAUGCAUAAACCACGCCUGUUUGAAGAUGAAGCUGUAUUGCAGAGCGCUCGAAGACGCCAUGAGGAGUGACAGCAGGAGACACGAGAAGAUCGUUGCGGUCAUUCAAGAGCAGAGGAGGACUUAUGAGUACAUCGCAUUAAUACAGGACACGUUCAACAUAUGGCUCGGUCUCAUAUAUGUGGCUACGAUGAUACAAAUGUGCACUUGCAUGUAUCAUAUUGUCCAGAGCUUCAACAUAGACGUGAGAUACAUUAUAUUCGUGAUCUCCAUAAUCCACAUCUACCUGCCUUGUCGUUACGCAGCCAAUCUCAAAUGCAUGGCAGCCGAAACCCCUACCCUGAUCUACUGUUGCGGAUGGGAGUCCGUAUCGGACUUGAGGAUCAAGAGAAUGAUGCCAUUCAUGGUAGCACGCAGCCAAGUCAUCGUCGAGAUAACGGCUUUUAAUAUGUUCGCUUUUGACAUGGAGCUUUUCGUAUGGAUAAUGAAAACUUCAUACAGCAUGUUCACGUUGAUGAGAUCUUAGUGAAGAUUUAUUUUCAGAAGCACAUUUCAACAUUUUUUAUUAUUUAUUUAUUAUUAUUAUUAUCAGUAGACUUAUUAGAGGAACGUAAGGUUCUGUCAUGACGACAGGUGAAGGGUGCUGAUGUAAGGAAGAGAGAGGGUAAAAUGGAGUGGAGAUAUGAGAAUAGAAUGAAAUGUUCUGAGAGCACCCGCAUUACGAUGUUCACGCUGAUGUCUCUGCUGACAUCUGUGCAUUAUUCUUGUUGCUCGAAUGUAGUUUGUUUAAUAAAAAAUAAUGAAGAAUAUUAUCGCGUUUUAAUAUCACGCUGUAUACGGAAUCCGGUAGUGAGCCAGCAAUGGAACGCAAAUAUUUUAUACCCUUGUUGACCUUCCGCGCCUGAGUUCAUUUGUACCGGAGUGCCGGCGGUGAGUAUAAUCGU
This is a messenger RNA of Bombyx mandarina (wild silkworm), 1977 nucleotides long. RefSeq names its product candidate olfactory receptor (gene Or-14). Gene Ontology annotation, biological process: sensory perception of smell; detection of chemical stimulus involved in sensory perception of smell. Lineage: Eukaryota; Metazoa; Arthropoda; Insecta; Lepidoptera; Bombycidae. Gene Ontology annotation, molecular function: olfactory receptor activity; odorant binding. The record is from RefSeq and is a predicted model, not a curated record. Gene Ontology annotation, cellular component: plasma membrane.